Messenger RNA from Punica granatum (pomegranate), 1969 nucleotides. Lineage: Eukaryota; Viridiplantae; Streptophyta; Magnoliopsida; Myrtales; Lythraceae. The record is from RefSeq and is a predicted model, not a curated record.
UCAACACAGCAAUAAAGAAAUUGCAGAUAAGAAAAAAAAAACAGUUACAGGGGAAAGAGAGAAGAGAACAAACUGUGAGAGAGAUGGAGUUUCAUCGAUGGGUUCAUGUUGUGGUUCUUAUUAUGGCAUGCAUUUCCCCGGCAAUCGUCGAGUGCAAAGUUCGGAAGUACACAUUCAAUGUGGUGAUGAAGAACACCGCAAGAUUGUGCUCGAGCAAGCCCAUCGUCACAGUGAACGGGCAGUUCCCAGGACCAACACUCUACGCCAGGGAAGGUGACAAUGUGCAGGUGAAGGUUGUUAACAAUGUCAAGUACAAUGUCUCCAUCCACUGGCAUGGAAUCAGGCAACUCCGAACAGGUUGGGCAGAUGGACCGGCAUACAUAACACAGUGCCCCAUCCAGACAGGGCGAAGCUAUGUGUACAACUUCACCAUCACAGGACAGAGGGGCACGCUCCUAUGGCAUGCACACGUCCUGUGGCUGAGGGUCACUGUGCACGGGGCGAUCGUAGUAUUGCCCAAGCGCGGGGUGCCGUAUCCCUUCCCUAAACCCCACAAGGAAGUCAUCGUCAUACUUGGUGAGUGGUGGAAAUCAGACACUGAAGCAGUGAUCAAUGAGGCUCUCAAGUCAGGGCUUGCGCCGAAUGUGUCCGACGCUCAUACCAUUAAUGGCCAUCCUGGACAAGUUUCCAACUGCCCUUCACAAGGCGGAUUUACAUUGCCAGUUGAGAACGGGAAGACCUAUAUGUUGCGGAUCAUCAAUGCUGCCCUCAAUGAGGAGCUCUUCUUCAAGAUCGCUGGGCACAAGUUGACAGUGGUGGAAGUUGAUGCCACCUACGUGAAGCCCUUCAAGAUCGACACAAUUGUGAUAGCUCCGGGGCAGACCACUAACGUCCUUGUCACGGCCGACAAGAGCUCCGGCAAGUACCUGGUGGCAGCCUCCCCAUUCAUGGACUCACCGAUCGCAGUCGAUAAUAUGACAGCGACCGCCACCCUGCACUACUCGGGUACCUUGGCCAACACCCAGACGACCCUCACCAUCCCGCCACCAAAGAAUGCGACAGCAGUGGCCAACAAUUUCAUAGAGUCCCUUCGGAGCUUGAACUCGAAGAAGUACCCAGCACGUGUCCCAAAGACCGUCGAUCACAAUCUGUUCUUCACCGUAGGACUGGGAAUCAACCCUUGCCCUUCUUGCAAGGCAGGCAACGGAAGCAGAGUGGUUGCUGAGAUCAACAAUGUCACUUUUGUGAUGCCAACCACUGCCCUUCUUCAAGCAUAUUUCUUUAACAUCAGCGGAGUGUUCACCACUGAUUUUCCGGCAAACCCACCGUUCCAAUUUAACUACACUGGCACUCCCCCAUCAAAUUUGCAGACUAGCAGAGGGACCAAGGUCUACAGGCUAAGGUACAACUCAACGGUUCAACUUGUGCUGCAAGAUACCGGGAUAAUUGCGCCAGAGAACCACCCCAUUCACCUUCACGGGUUCAAUUUCUUUGCCAUCGGGAAGGGGCUGGGGAGCUACAACCCCAAGAAGGACCCGAAGAAGUUCAACCUUGUUGACCCGGUCGAGAGGAACACGAUUGGUGUACCUUCUGGGGGAUGGGUAGCCAUAAGAUUCAGAGCCGACAAUCCAGGGAUCUGGUUCAUGCAUUGCCAUUUGGAAGUCCACACGACAUGGGGACUGAAGAUGGCAUUCCUAGUGGACAAUGGAAAAGGCCCGAAUCAAUCACUUCUGCCGCCCCCAAGUGAUCUUCCCAAAUGUUGAUCCAUCAGAAAAAAGCAUAAGCAGAGAGAAGAAAUUCAAUUCGUUAUUAUUAUUAUUAUUUUUCCUUGUGAAAUUCAACAGAGUCAUUUAUUUGUUUGCCACGUCCGAAUAAAUUCGAGAGAAGAAAAUUUGCCUUCUCGGGACCCCCAAUUUUCUUAUCCUCCAAUUAUUUUAGAGAAAUCUAUAGAAUUUGAAAUUUCAUAAUU